AUGGAUAGAAAUCCAAAUAAAGUAUACAUUAACCCAAAUUUUCAAAGAACUCCUCUUAAAAAUGCAUGGUCAUUUCAACAUUCAGACAAUACUAAUUUAUAUCAAUAUGGUUCACAAUUGCAAAAUGUUGAAGCUGUAAACAGAUUUGGUAUAGAAAAAAUAUCAAACAGAAAAAUAUAUGUUAAUCCAAAUUUCAAACAAAUGAAACAAGAACAGCCAAUACCAACAGAACUAAAAGGACAUGAAAAAGUUGAAAAUGUGAAGAAUUACCCAGUACUAAUAUCAAAAUCCAAAUAUUCUCUUGUGAAUAAAGCUGAUGAAAGUAAUAACUAUACAGAAGGCAUAUCUCAGAAUCAUAGCAUAAAUACAAAGAACAAAACUAACAUUCUACAAAAUCAAAAUAGUUGCUUCGAAAAAGUUUUGAAUAAAAAAUGUACAAAUGGAGUUCCUGUUAUAAAAUCUCGUUAUACCAUUAUUAGAAAAAACCAAGUACCCUCUGAAAAUCGUGUAGAAGUUAUACAGCAAAAUUUUAAACAGGAUUCUAUUCCUAGUUUAGUGGUUGCAAAUAAGAACUUAAGCCUUGAGAUUUGUCAUUCGUAUGCCAAUAAUGUAGCACCUAAAAUGCAGGAAAAUAUAUUAAAAAAUAAACCAUUUGAAAAUGUAACUAAAAUUAAAUUAAGUAAGUAUAAAACAAUACCAGCUACAUACUUAAAAAAGAAUAUUUCAUCAAGAAAUGAUUUCAAUUCAACAUCAUUAAUAUCACAAUCACAUACAAAUGACGAAUUUUCGUUUAAUAUAAAUACAUAUAAACUAACAAGGUCUAGCUCAAAGUCUAAUAAGGAAGGUAACCCUUUGAAAACAAACAUAAAAACUAGUAAGAAAAGUCUCUGGCCAAGUCAAAGUAAAAUUAAAUUAUUAAAAGCAAAUUUCAAAGUAAAUAACAUUCCAUGUAGAUUAUUUAUAAAAUAUGGAAAGUGUCUAAGAAAAGAUUAUGGAAACUGUGAAUAUGUUCAUGAUAAAAAACAUGUUUCACUUUGUAGGAAAUUCUUAAAGGGAAUCUGUCAUGAUAGUGAUUGUGCUCUUUCACAUGAAUUAACUGCGAAUAAGAUGCCUACAUGUUACUUUUAUUUAAAAGGAAUAUGUACCAAAGAGAAUUGUCCUUACUUGCAUAUUAAAUUGAAUGAAAAAAUUAAAAUAUGUCAUUCUUUUUUGCGGGGAUACUGUGAGAACGGCGAUACAUGUCAGUUUAGACACGUAAAAGUAAAUCAGUGUAAGAAAUCAAAUAUAUUUAAUUUAAAUACAUGUAACAAAUAUAAAAACUUACCAAGUAAAAGUACAAAACUCAAAACAACUAAGACAAAAUGUAGUAUUAAAAAGAAAGAUUUAACACAAUUAAAUAACAAAAAUAAUGUAAAGUUAUGUGACAAAAAAGAUGCAGAUGUUGAUUGUAGAUAUUAUAAAGAAAUGGUUACUAAUGAAGAUAGUUGUAAAAACAUAAAACCUACGAGAUGCAAGAUAGGAACUUUGCCUUCAUUUAUACAAUUGUAGAUUUUUUUUUAAUAUGUUACUUAAUAAGUUUUUUUUUUCAUUGUAAUAAUAUCAAGUUAUUGUAAAUAAAUUAAAUAAAACUGAUAAUUGUGAUAAUUUAUUAUUUUUAGUAGGACACCUUCUACAAAAAACUCAUGCCCAAAUUUAUA
This is a messenger RNA of Vanessa atalanta (red admiral), 1697 nucleotides long. RefSeq names its product zinc finger CCCH domain-containing protein 3 (gene ZC3H3). The record is from RefSeq and is a predicted model, not a curated record. The transcript has a single exon. Bases 1 to 1548 code for a protein of 515 amino acids. Gene Ontology annotation, cellular component: nucleus. Lineage: Eukaryota; Metazoa; Arthropoda; Insecta; Lepidoptera; Nymphalidae. Gene Ontology annotation, molecular function: metal ion binding.